AUGGCUACCGGAGCAACCGAAACCACCGUGUCUCCCAUCCUUGCUGGGGCUCCACGAGUUGAAUUUGUGGAAGAUGUAGAUGAGUUCAUGAAAAAGGCAGAAAAUGAUUCUGCCGAAGCUGUUUUGAAAAGGCAGGAGGAGCUUCACAACAAGUUCAAGUUCAUGGAGUAUAAUAUCAAUUUGAAAAAAUCCCGGUUAAAGAACCAGAUUCCAGACAUAAAGAGCUCGCUAGAUAUUGUCAUGCACUUGAUGGUGAAAAAGAACAACACAGAGCCGCUGUCCACACGGUUUUUACUCUCUGACAAUGUGUAUGCAAAAGCAACAGUUCCGCCCACAGAGAAGGUCUGUCUGUGGCUAGGGGCAAACAUAAUGCUGGAAUAUGAUAUUGACGAAGCUAGCCAGGUGCUUGUAAGGAAUCUAGAGGCUGCCAAGAAAGCUUUGCAACAAUUAGACGGGGAUCUUUUGUAUAUACGUGAUCAGAUGACUACCUUGGAAGUCAACAUGGCACGAGUCUAUAACUGGGACGUGAAGCGUCGGCAAGCUGAGAAAGAUGGAAAGUCCUAG
Candidula unifasciata is the source of this 564-nucleotide messenger RNA. Lineage: Eukaryota; Metazoa; Mollusca; Gastropoda; Stylommatophora; Geomitridae. The record is from the annotation of a GenBank genome assembly.